CUUUUGAUUGUAUAGAUUUGAGACGAUAAGGUGUUUAUUUAACUUCCUGGUUGGAAGAGAAGGCCAGGGAGAGGACAUUUAUAAGUUAAACCCUAAAUGUGACAGGACUAUGGCAUCAAAUUUUGAAUCCUCCAUUCAGAGGGGCUGUGAUUUCAUCCACGAUUUCGUCUGUUCCCCAUGCGAAGAAGAUGACUUGAACACGGAAGCUCAAUAUUUCUGUAAUCAGUGUACGAAAUAUUACUGCGUAAACUGUGUCCUAGUUCACAACAAGCUAUUCAAGAGACACUCGGUGCUCGACCGGACGGACAUGACGAAAUGGGCAGCAGCACCAGGGAUGGUGGACGUCCUCGAGAGAUGCGAGAGGCACCCCGGGGAGGCUCUCAAGCUGGUCUGUGGUGACCAUGACCAGCUGUGUUGUCCCGUGUGCGUUGCCAUGGAUCAUAGAAACAUGGAUCUACUGACCUCAACCCUCGAAUUCAUGCUGAACACCAUUUCUAGUGAAGAUGAACUGAUGAAUUUUGCCGCUACAUGGGGUAUUCAAGAGGCUUCAACUGUACGGUUACGACUUUUACAGAUACGAAAUCCUGAGUACGGUGGCACCUUUGUCAAUGAAGAACUUGACCUCAUACUUCAACAUUUUGGGGGAGCAUCUACAUCAACUGAUCAACAAAUUUCUUCUGCCAUGAAUGCCGAUUUAGACUUGGCAUUUGAUUAUGUUCAAGAACAAGAUGAAGUGGAGGGUGCCGUUCAAGCUAUUUUGUUUGACGAUGAAAUAGAAGAGGCAUCACAUGUUUGUGUUGAAGACGGCCCAUGGAGUCCGGUGACAGCUGUUCAAUGCGGAGCAGGAGACGAACCGGGUCCGUCCAAUAGAUCCGACCAUCUCCACAAGGCCCAUCACAUGAAUUGGAUACACCUAAACUAAAGUAUACUAUAAGAAAGAAAGGUGUGCGAACCUUUGCCAAAAAUGCGGCAAAGGAUACGACCUAUGAAGUCAAGAUAGAUGAAGAGUAUCACGGUCAACGUCUCCACGAUGUACGAAUUGGUCUUCACCAAAUGUUUGACGAUCUGUUAGGUCAGGCGCGGGGGAAUUUAGCGGGAAAUGAUUUGGGUAGGGUCAUCAUUCAUCACGGGGGACUCCACGAUCCGAUCAUUAUUCCAUUACAGAAAUGGAGUGAACUCUGUGCCGAUGUGGUCAUGUCUACUAUCGAAAAGGUACUUAAUAGUAACCAGGGGUUGGCUAUUGACUCAAGUUUUGAAAUAACUAUAGGAUCGAUCAAUUUACCCAAAGGAGGCACUAGACAAAGAAUCAUUAAACUUAAAGGAAAAAAUAAUUCUUUACAACUCAAAACUUCCAUCGUGACUAUAGAAAAUGAAGAUCAACUGUGUAUGGCCAGAGCUAUAGGGGUCAGCUGGGCAAAAUUAAAUAGAUGUUCACCGGAAGAAUGGAAAGAGAUUGUCAAAAACAGAGGAAAGAAAAGUAAUUUGGAACUGAUUCUGAAACACAACAAGGUUCCAAAAAGUUAUUUUUCGAAUUUGCUGAUAAACAAACGAAAUGAGCAGAGACAACUUGCAGUCAUACUCAGUCGAAUGGCGAAUGUACCUCUGGAUUGCCCAGCCAG
This is a messenger RNA of Mya arenaria, 1619 nucleotides long. RefSeq lists its product as uncharacterized. The transcript is spliced from 2 exons. The record is from RefSeq and is a predicted model, not a curated record. The coding region runs from base 110 to 922 and encodes 270 amino acids. Gene Ontology annotation, biological process: positive regulation of DNA-templated transcription. Lineage: Eukaryota; Metazoa; Mollusca; Bivalvia; Myida; Myidae. Gene Ontology annotation, cellular component: chromatin; nucleoplasm. Gene Ontology annotation, molecular function: zinc ion binding; ubiquitin-protein transferase activity.